Molecule: messenger RNA, 1391 nt
Organism: Pygocentrus nattereri (red-bellied piranha)
Lineage: Eukaryota; Metazoa; Chordata; Actinopteri; Characiformes; Serrasalmidae
Gene: mrpl10
Product: mitochondrial ribosomal protein L10
Exons: 6
Coding region: 25-1065 (346 amino acids)
Biological process (GO): translation
Cellular component (GO): mitochondrial large ribosomal subunit
Molecular function (GO): structural constituent of ribosome
Source: RefSeq, a predicted model, not a curated record
GGGAGGUUUUGUUUAAUAUUGCUGAUGCACCUCAACGUGCUGAAGCUCACCACACGUUUCAUGCUCACCAAACAACGCAAAGUCCAGCUCCUGACGUCACCACGUCGAUACAUCAUUACGCAAUACAUCGGAAACAAAAUCGCGCCUUCGUUUCUGAUGGCUCAUCAGCGGUGCUGCGACAAUCCGCAGAUUUCCACAUCAUGCGGUGCAGCAAGUGCUGGAGGAGAUGAGUUAAAGAUCAGAGAGUCAGUGCAGAAACACAGUCACACCAAACGUCACCUCCGGCAGAAGAUGGCAGCGACCUUGUGCGGCAGGAUUCUUCCAAGAACUGGUUGGGUCCCUUUGGCUCAGAGUGUUCGUCAUGGCUCCAAGGCAGUCACUCGGCACAGAAAGCCCAUGCACAUUCUCAAGCAGAAGUUGAUGGCUGUUACUGAGUACAUUCCACCUAAACCUACUGCACCUCCUGGUGCUCUUGCUCCACACACCAGGAAGAUAGAUCAGGAAAGUGGCUUGGUGAAGCUGUUGAAGAAGAAGGUAGAAACUGUGUUCAGGGAGUGUAAGAUGAUUGCUGUGGUCCAGAACAACGCCACAAGUGCUGAAGACAUGCUGUUGCUGAAGCACAGACUUCAUAGAUAUGAUAUCACUAUCAAAUUUUUCCCCAACCAGGUAAUAAGAUCCUUUCUGCCCAGUAGCCAGUAUUGUAACAUGCAGCCUCUGUUCAUUGGACAGACUGCUAUGCUUGUUAGUAAAGAGCCAAAAGUCAAAGAAAUGUUACGAGUGUUGAAGAGUAGCCCUCAGAUGAUACUCCUAGGGGGAUGUAUAGAGAACACUCUAUUAUCACGUGAAGGAAUACUGAACUACUCCAGGCUGCCCUCUAUGACCACUGUCCACGGUGAGCUGGUUGGAGGCUUGACCAUGAUGACUUCACAGACUGUUUCAGUGCUGCAGAGGCACCCUGCCCACCUCUCAGCUCUCCUUCAGCAGUAUAUCAAACAGCAGCAGUCUGCAGAUGCCCCUGAGUCUGCUGUGCAGAGCUCCCCUAAGACAGAAGAGGCAGCCGUCUAAACUUGUUCAUGUCACUGUUUACCGCUGUGAUGGACAUGAGUUGGUCAUCUGUGAAGCUGAAGGAGUUUUAUGUCCCUUAGCCUGAAUUCCAGGGUUUGGGCUCUGAUAAGGACAUUGAUGCUUUGUCGACAUUGCUUAUGUCCUGUAUUUAUGGACUGAUUAGUGAAACGUUAUGUUUGAUAUUGCUGUAAUUGGCAGGCUCAGUUUAUGGCCCUAGUAAAAUUCAUCCAGCCCUCAUUCUCUCAUAUAUUUUACUGACCACAUAGACAUCAGCAAUUUAAUGUAAUGAGAAUACCAAACAUCAAAUAAAGUCAUAUCUCUUUCUA